Molecule: messenger RNA, 1005 nt
Organism: Saccoglossus kowalevskii
Lineage: Eukaryota; Metazoa; Hemichordata; Enteropneusta; Harrimaniidae
Product: putative bifunctional dTTP/UTP pyrophosphatase/methyltransferase protein
Molecular function (GO): protein dimerization activity; O-methyltransferase activity
Source: RefSeq, a predicted model, not a curated record
AUGGCUGAAGCUAUGGACGUGUUCAAUGAUUUACAUAUGUUCAUCAUUUCUCAAACACUCAUAACAGCUGCUAAGCUGAAUAUGUUUGACCACAUGAGCGGUAGAACGAUGACAUCUGGCGACCUCGCUGAUAUUACCGGUGGUGACGCGAAAGUAACAGAGGAGAUGCUCGAUGCUUUAGUAGCUAUGGGUUAUGUGAAAAAAGAAGACCAAUCGUACACAAAUACCGUCAAGGCUAACAAGUACAUGGUGAAGUCAAGUCCGACAAGUUUGGUAACCAUGGCGCAUUCCCGUGAUAAGAGCUACUAUCUGUUUUCGGACAUGGCAGAUGCCGUUAAAGAAGGGAGGCUUCUGAAAAAGGAUACUGGUGAUAGAUUUAAAGAGAUAGCCGAAGACCACAAAAAGCGAACCGCAUUUCUAAAAAGUAUGGAUUCUAUGAUUCAAAACUUCCGUUCACCAGUUUUGAUGAAUUCUUUUGACUUCAGUAGUUACUCCAGCGCCUGCGAUCUUGGUGGUGGGAAUGGAGGAUUGAGCUACAGCUUGUCUGAAAAAUAUCCAGAGAUGGAAAUAACAAUUCUAGAUUUGCCUGCUGUGGUUGCCGCUGCUGAGAAGCUUGCCAAACCUACUGGUGGUGUAACGAGUAAUGUAGCAUUUCGAGCAGGAGACAUGUUGACUGAUGAACUGCCUAAAGUUGAUAUGAUUCUUCUUGCUAGUAUCAUUCACGACUGGUCAUUGGAUAAAGUUAAUCUUAUUCUUAGUCGUACAUAUGCAGCUCUCAAUCCUGGUGGUGCGGUCGUGAUCGUGGAAACUCUUUAUGAAGACCAGAAGGAAAGAUCUUCAAUUACAGCACAUCUUUUUUCAUUGCACAUGUCCAUGCUAGGGGGUGGUAAGCAAUGGUCUGCCUUCGAAUUGAGAUCACUCUUACAAGAGCAUGGCUUCACUGACGUCAAAGUAAAGAAGUCUGAUUUUGUGUAUGGGGUUGUCAUCGCAACAAAACCGACUUAG